AGACACUGUCACAGACAUAAACAGAGUUGAUUCAAAAAAAAAACCAUGCCAUUAGUAUUGCCCAAGUUCCCUCACCAUUGGUCGGAGCUAUCAGCACAAGCCAAAGGGCUACUGACGCCGAACGAGGACAAGAAGAAGAAGCUACAGAAGCCGAUCCAAGAGGACGACUCGGAAGCCCACCAGGUCUUCCGGGCCGCCCAUCUCCAUUCCUCCUCCAUCAAACGCAAUGUCAGCAAGAAGAAGAGCUCCACCAAACCCUCUUCCUCGCAACAGGCUGAGAAGAAGAUCCAGAAAGGCCCCAGUGCAUCCUCCUCGACCGAGAAGAUCGUAAGGUCUGCCGUCACCUCCCCCACCCCCUCCGAACCCGACGAAGACGAUAUGCUCCCCGGUAUCAGCUCCCCCGGCUCCACUGGCGUCAUCUUCGUCAUGGAUCGCGCCAUGGCUAAUGGGUUCUCCUACGACGACCCCACUUGGGCUAAUUUCGGACAAGGCGCACCCGAGGUAGGCGAUAUUCCGGGCGCGAGCCAUAAACCGGCCGUCAUUGAUGUGGCCGCGAUGGGCGAAGAUGUGCACGAAUAUGCGCCGACGACCGGGGUCAAGGCGCUUCGUGCAGCCGUGGCAGAUCUUUAUAAUCACACUUAUCGAAAAGGCAUGGAUUCUCAAUACACCUUCGAGAAUGUCUGUAUUGUCCCGGGAGGUCGGUCGGGGUUGACCAGAGUAGCGAGUGUAGUGGGGGAGGUAUAUGUAGGCUACCAACUACCUGAGUACACGGCGUACGACCAGAUGCUAUCGGUGUUCCGACGACUAGUGCCGAUCCCAUCGGCGCUCUCGGCCGAAGACAACUACAAGCUGCACAUCGACAAGCUGAAGGAAAACAUCAACCAGAUGGGCCUCUCGGUCCUCUUUGCCUCCAACCCCAGGAACCCCACCGGCCAGGCCGUCGAAGGAUCCGAGCUCGAGGAACUCGUCCAGGUCAGUCGCAACGGUCAGACCGUCGUCUUGGACGAGUUCUAUAGUUGGUAUAAUCUCGACGGCCAGCUCGGCGAAAGUCUUUCGGCUGCUAAAUACGUCGAAGAUGUUAAUAAGGACGCUUUGGUCAUCAUUGACGGAUUGACCAAAAACUGGCGUUGUCCAGGAUGGCGAGUAUGCUGGGUGAUAGGACCGAAGCCAUUGAUCGGAGCCUUAUCACAGAGUGGAAGUUUCCUGGAUGGAGGGGCCAGUCACAUCAUGCAGAUGGCCGCUAUCCCUCUGCUCAACUUCGACCGGGUCGAGAAAGAUAAGCUGGCCUUGCAGGUCCAUUUUAGGAUGAAGAGAGAUCGCGUCUUGGAGCGCUUGGAGCAGAUGGGCUUGAAAGUUAAAAUCCCUCCCAAAUGGACCUUUUAUAUUUGGCUUGACUUGUCGGAUCUCCCACCGCCAUUGAACAGUGGAUUGGUUUUCUUCGAAGAACUCCUGAAACAAAAAGUGAUUGUUGUUCCUGGGAUCUUCUUCGAUAUCAAUCCCUCUCAUCGAAGGAAUUUGUUCUGCUCUCCUUGUCAUCAUUUCGUCAGAUUGUCCUUUGGUCCUCCCUUGCCUCAAUUGGAAAAAGGCUUAGAUGGGAUUGAACAAGUCUUGAAGAAAGCGUAUGACCAUUUGACGACUGAUGGACAUCUGCUCGAGAUGGGAAAGAACUUGGCGCCUCAGUUGAAUCGCAGACUUUCUAUCGCCGCCGUUCAUGGAGUCGCGGACUCUAGCAAACUCUCUUCUCCUCUCCCUUAAUCCCCUUCCCCCCCUUUUUUUUGGUUCUUUUAUCAGACUUGUUUGCUCACUCUUAUCAAAUCAAAAUCGGAGGAAGAUCGUAUUGAAUACAUCAAUUGAAAGUGGGGAUAAAAAAAACUCAUUUAGUCGUGGUUUUUUUUUCUUAUUCAUUCCUUUUGUUUUCAGGUUUGAUCAGACUCCAUCUGAAUCCUUCCAUAAAAAAAAGUAAGGAACAAAAAAAAAGCAGCCAAGUGGGAAGUGUGAAUGUCGACAUAAAAAAAAAUAAACGCAAAAAAAAAACAAAAUGUGGACAUUUGAAGUGUUUGUUAUUAGGAUUAGAAAAACGAAAAAAAGGAAGGAAGCAUGUAUAUAGAUAUAUAGAUUGAUAGAUCCAUCCAUUCUACACUUGUCUGUUGUUUUUUUGAAGUGUUGAAUACAUUAGAGUCAAUGAAUCAAUCAAGCUGUUAAAGAAAAAAACAAAGGAAUACAGGUUAUAUAUGUAGUUGGGUUCCGG
Messenger RNA from Puccinia graminis f. sp. tritici CRL 75-36-700-3, 2248 nucleotides. RefSeq lists its product as uncharacterized. The transcript has 12 exons. Gene Ontology annotation, biological process: biosynthetic process. Gene Ontology annotation, molecular function: pyridoxal phosphate binding. The record is from RefSeq and is a predicted model, not a curated record. Lineage: Eukaryota; Fungi; Basidiomycota; Pucciniomycetes; Pucciniales; Pucciniaceae. Bases 46 to 1755 code for a protein of 569 amino acids.